AAUUUCCUUGUUUGAUGAAAUUAGUACACAAAAACAGACAGAGACACAGCCAAACCAAACGGUGAAAAUUGAAAAGAAAGCUCAGUUCAAUUUGUUAAUGGCGGCGAAUUCCUCUCGACCUAACCUCAAGCGCCCUUUCCCAGACGACGAUGAAGAAUCAACCAAACCUCAAAUGAAAAAAAGGGUUAGAUUUCCUAAGGGGAAGAAAGUGAAGGAAGGAGAUGAAGCGGCGGUGAAGAAAUUAGUAAUAGACGAGGUUCAACCUCAGCCCGCUCCGCUGACAGACCCUCGUCAGGCUGCUACGGAACGCUCAAAGCGUCGUAGUCAAAUGACUACGGAGCUUUUGAGUGAAGAUAACAGAGGUAUUAUCAACGAUAUCUCUAUAGCUGAAGUAACUUAUGAGGAAAACGAGGAUUUUGUGGAUGAUGGCAUUCAAAUUGAACCUUUCAACUUAGAGAAAGAGAGGGAAGAAGGUUAUUUUGAUGCUGACGGAAAUUUUGUGGAAUAUGUCAAUGAAAAUGAAAUCAAGGAUGCUUGGCUUGAUAGUGUUGAAGUGGAACCAAAAUACGCUGGUAAAGUAGUAAUAAAAAAUGAUGACGAUAUUCAAGAGCUUACGUCUCGUGAUAUUGGAAAGAUGAAAAGACGCAUAGCAGAUGCACUUGAGCCAGGCGAAACGGUUUUGCAAGCUUUGAGGAGAUUGAAAGGAACUUCAAAUAACAAAAAGGAUAAAAUGUCGCCAGAAACAAAGGCCAUAUUUGACCAGCUGACUGAAGAUGCCAUGAAGUUGUUGGAGAAUGGAGAAUAUGAUGUCUACAGUGAAAAGAAAGAGGUUUUCGAGCGUGAAGCAGAAGGAUAUGAAAACCUUGCUCGUUUAAGAGGUGAAGGCCCAUCUGGAAGUGCAGGGAAGGACAUUUUGUCUGGUUUAACAGAUGCUGGAAUAGUUUCUUCAGGGUCUGUUAAUCCAUCUGAGGAUUCAUUUGAUAUGUUUGGGGAUGAUGAAAAUGCUGCUGCUAAGCCUUCUUCUGAUGGAACUGAUGAACCAUCCAACGCUGCAAAUGCUGACUCUGGAAGUGGGACUUCACAAAGUGAUUAUGUGUUUGACGAGUCUUCCGGAUACUACUACAACAGCAUUUUGGGCUAUUAUUAUGAUCCAUCUACAGGACUUUAUUGUUAUGCAUUGACAGGGCAAUGGUACUCAUUUAAUGAGGGAACCGGAACCUACGACGAAGUACCAAAUGCUGCAUCAACUGGGGAAUAAAAGAAAAAGGAGUUGGUUUUGCUACAUUUGUACAGACUAAGCCAGAUUUUGGUUUUUGUAAAAGGAAUUGGAUGGCUGAAUGGGGCAGACUACUCCAUCUUUAUUCUUUAGAAUCUGAUCUAAAUACUUGGAUGUGUUGUUAAACGAUAGAGAUCCAUAUAUUAUCCUGUGUUAAUUAACAUCUCACAAAUGCCUUAGUUGUAUUUCCCCUCAAAAGGCUCGAAGCUAUUAAUUUCAUAUUUGUUGGAAGACACGUGCAAUAUUAAAAAAAAAUGGAGGAAUCAUUGUGAAUGAA
Molecule: messenger RNA, 1553 nt
Organism: Cannabis sativa
Lineage: Eukaryota; Viridiplantae; Streptophyta; Magnoliopsida; Rosales; Cannabaceae
Exons: 10
Coding region: 98-1258 (386 amino acids)
Cellular component (GO): U5 snRNP
Source: RefSeq, a predicted model, not a curated record